Messenger RNA from Caenorhabditis briggsae, 567 nucleotides. Lineage: Eukaryota; Metazoa; Nematoda; Chromadorea; Rhabditida; Rhabditidae. The coding region runs from base 1 to 567 and encodes 188 amino acids. The transcript is spliced from 4 exons. The record is from RefSeq and is a predicted model, not a curated record.
AUGCGUGAUACAUUUUCCGAGGACACUUCGAAAAUCAUGUACGAUGGCACACUCGAAUGUACACUUCGCAAAAACUUUUGCGCUGUGAUUUUUUAUAUGGAGUCCGAUACACUAGGAGCAGAUGAGGAUCUGAGAACUAAAAAGCUGCAGUGCACUGAAUCCAAUAAACUCUAUCACAAUGCCCAUGUAGUUUUUGAAGGUGGAGAUGGAAUAUUUGAUAACAACUACGAACCGAUGAUUCAUGUGUUUCAUGACUGCUUGGGAUUUGGCACGUAUCGCUAUGAAGUCAAUCUUGACUGGCGGAACAACCGAUGGUUCUACCUCAAGUCGGACGUCAUACGUGCACGUUAUUAUCGUGGAUUACGAGAUGAUCAGGAUUUAGUGGAUUGGUACAACGGUGUGAAUGUCACAGAUCGUUCGCGAUUGUUUUUCGAUGACAGUGUUCGCAUUGAACAACAAUUAAGUGUAAUGAAACCAAAACCAACAAGCAAGAGCGAAGUUGAUAUCAAACUUGAACAGAAUGAUGAUGAUAAUUCUAUAGUUUAUUAUGUUUAUUAUGAUGAAUGA